This is a messenger RNA of Saccharomyces eubayanus, 1014 nucleotides long. RefSeq names its product 25S rRNA (adenine2142-N1)-methyltransferase (gene BMT2). The transcript has a single exon. Gene Ontology annotation, cellular component: nucleolus. Gene Ontology annotation, molecular function: rRNA (adenine) methyltransferase activity. NCBI's taxonomy places the organism in Eukaryota, Fungi, Ascomycota, Saccharomycetes, Saccharomycetales, Saccharomycetaceae. The record is from RefSeq and is a predicted model, not a curated record. The coding region runs from base 1 to 1014 and encodes 337 amino acids.
AUGCAAUCCAGGAGAUCAAAGAGCAUCACUGGCAAGAGAAAGCAAGUAGGAAACAGUGUGGCGAGGGUGAUCAAGCCGCAAAAGACGAGAAAGAUAAUACGAAGAUUCCACCAUUUAAUUAACAAACGAGAAUCUAUAUGCCAGUUUUUAUGUCUUACGGAGGGUUUAGAUGAGGCCAAUGAGAAGAAAAAUGAUAUGAUUAUCUUAGCCAGCACUAAGGGUAAUGCAAAUCUAAGCAAGUAUUAUGAAGACGGCAAAUCACAAGCCUUCAAUGAAGUUAUGGAAGCACAACUGUUAAAGUUACAUUCCUUGGUCAAUAAUGAAACAAACUCGAAAGAGGCAUGUGAUCUCGCUACAAUGUACACAUUACUUGGUUAUAUAAUGAAUCAAAUCGAUGCGCUGGGCGGAUUGGAAACUUAUCAAAUUGCCAGUCAAAAUGGACAGUUGAAGGGACGUGGAGGAGACACAUCCAAAUUACUCGAGAAAUGGACCCGACCCCUGUUAGGAAACCGUUCUGGGGCCAUCGCGUUGGAAAUUGGUUCGCUAAGUUCAGAAAACCGUAUAUCACAGUGUGGGCUCUUUCGAGAGGUUGUUCGUAUAGAUUUACAAAAGCACGAAGGCGUUGCAAAGCAAGACUUCAUGGAAAGACCGCUACCGGAAAGCGAAAACGAUAGAUUCGACUUGAUAUCCUGCUCCCUAGUCCUGAAUUUUGUCAAGAACCACAAGGACCGUGGUGCGAUGUGCCACCGCAUGAUUGAGUUCCUGAAGCCACAAGGCUACAUCUUUAUCGUUCUUCCACAAGCCUGCGUGGCGCACUCAAGGUAUUGCAACGAAUCACUGCUACAGAAGCUCUUCGCAUCGAUUGGGCUCAUACUGCUAAACAGCCACCAGAGCGACAAACUAUACUAUUGCCUGUACCAGUUGCAGAAGGCUCCAUCACAGCUCAAGGGCUUUUCAAAGAGAGUUAAAAUCAACGAUGGCCCUGGGCUGAACAAUUUUGGCAUUACCCUCUGA